GCUUCUUCGAAGGGUGUCAACAACACCGUCAAGGGAGAGUGUAUUGUAUGAUACGCUUAUAGUUAUGCGGGGAGGUUCAGUCACCUAGAAAAGAAUGAGCUGGCUAGAGACACUGAAGACAGUCGGCGCACUGGCACUGUCAGCAAUCCAAUUCUUCGCACAUCUACUGUACAUGCUCUCAAUACCGCUGCGGUGGCCCCUCUACUACGUCUACGCCUCGAUUGUCUUCUUGUUGUCACCGAUAUGGGUCAUUGCUAGUCUCGGGCUCCGUACCGCAUCUUUCGCUAUCAAUCUUGUGGCAAGACUUAAGUACCUCUACGUCUACCUCGCUUGUGCUGUUUUUAUAGGAGCUUGCGUCGGCUUUCUACUAUAUGGGGCAUCGAAUUUCAUGUUUGUACUGCUAGGCUGGGAUGCCGCGUCUGAACGGCAAUCUUUUCUAGUUAGGGAACAAGUGAAGGAGAAUGAGUAUGAUAAUGAAUCAAGUUCAAGCGUUGAGCGGCAGCGUUCUGACAAAGGAGGAGGCCUCGUUGAUAUAAACCCGAAUGACCUGUUUGAGAAACAGUGGAAGUUGGUGAGAACGCCUGUGCAACCCAGGAGACGACGCAAAGGUUUAUUGGGACAGACUAUAAUGGAGGAGAGCAGCGAAAGCGAAUUAUCGUAAGCUUAAUAUAAUUUUAAGGUUGAUAAUAUGUACUUUACUAUUGUCCCUAGCAAGAUACCAACUAGAUUGUUCACCGCAAGUUUAUAUUUCUUGUCCUUUCCCAAGGGCUUACAUAACGGAAAUUGAGACAGACUAUAGCCGCCGGAUCAUAAU
Messenger RNA from Xylaria bambusicola, 814 nucleotides. RefSeq lists its product as uncharacterized. NCBI's taxonomy places the organism in Eukaryota, Fungi, Ascomycota, Sordariomycetes, Xylariales, Xylariaceae. The record is from RefSeq and is a predicted model, not a curated record. Bases 95 to 661 code for a protein of 188 amino acids. The transcript is spliced from 3 exons.